Molecule: messenger RNA, 616 nt
Organism: Eucalyptus grandis
Lineage: Eukaryota; Viridiplantae; Streptophyta; Magnoliopsida; Myrtales; Myrtaceae
Exons: 2
Coding region: 24-368 (114 amino acids)
Source: RefSeq, a predicted model, not a curated record
CGAAGAAGAAGAAGAAGAAGAGGAUGAACUCCGCCGUCAGAUCGGCAUUCACCAGGAAGAGUUACCGCUCGCCCUCCGCAGCCCUCCUUCGCCGGAACGCGCCGCCGCCUUCCCGCCCGCUCGCCACGGAGGCCGCCCGCGACAUGGACCAGCGCAAGGCGGAGCGCGACGCCAAGGCCAAGACCGGGCCGGACGCGAUGGCGCACUCGUUCGGAGAAGGCUACGCGACGAGGUCCGACGAGGAGGGCUUCGGCGGGAUCUACGAAGGCAGCAAGUCGGUGAACAACAUCCAGGUCGACAGGGAUAUCCAUGCGGGUCAUCCCGGUAAGGAGCAGCGCUCUGAUGUCUCUCGAUUUAGUUUCUUAUAGUGCUGUCUACGUUCAUGGAGAAGUUUCGAUGAUGCUGACUCGAGUUCGCGUUCGUGUUCGUGUCGAUGUUGAUGUGGCCGGCGGCGGCGGCGGCGGCGGCGGCGGAGCGAAGCUUACGACAAGGCGCAGGGGAGCGAGGCGAAGGAGAAGGAGAAGGCGCGACACCAGACCAGCGCUUCGUCUUGAGCGAUGGCUUUUGCUUUGCUCGUUAAUGCUGAAUAUGAUUUCGUUUAAUUUAUAAUGUUAGU